This is a messenger RNA of Dibothriocephalus latus, 372 nucleotides long. The record is from the annotation of a GenBank genome assembly. Lineage: Eukaryota; Metazoa; Platyhelminthes; Cestoda; Diphyllobothriidea; Diphyllobothriidae.
AUGACUGCGAUGAAUGUCGGACAAAAGCGGGCGUCCUCGGUCCGCAAGAGUUCUCUCGGCACAGGGGUCAAGCGUACGUCAUCAGUCCUAGCUCCAUACGCGCCAAGAAAUACGCCGGUUCCUGAAGAAGCGAAGGAGAUGGAAGCUGAGGACGGGGGUGGAGGUGGGGGCGGAACUGACUUUAAUGCGAAUUUCAACUUCCCUGCGGGUGCCGGAGCACGACAGAAGUCAAACCCAAGGCUGAAAUGGAUUCCUCUGAUGCCGAUUGGUGGUGGGUCAGGGCAAGCGCCCACGCAGCGUUUGUCAGAUAAGAAACCGGAAUGGAGAGGCUUUCGAAUCGGUUACAAGAAAACUCGACCACUUCGUAGAUGA